AUGGCCAAAAGCGCCACCGACGAGCCGCACAAGGCGGCAUCUAAGCUCGACAACCACGAUGCUACGAACGAGAAUGCCAGCACAGAAAAGAAACACAAGUCAGAGUCCAAAGACAAAAAGAAGCGCAAGUCAUCCGGUGACGACGAAGCUUCAAAGAAGAAGAAGCGCCGACACGACGAAAACGAGUCCGCCGACGAAUCUUCGCAAAAGAAGAAGACGAAGAAGCGUGUUUCCUUCGGACCGGGCACCAAGACAAAAGACGCCGAUGACUCGAGUGAUAGCGAUAAUGACGCCGGCGACGAGGCCGAGGUUGACAGCACCACCGCAGAGACCUCGGAAAAGAACGAGCAUGAGAAAGCCCUCGAGGAAAUGAAGAAGCGCAAACGCGAAAAAAAGAAAGAGAGGAAGAGCGGUGCUGCUGUCGCUGCCACCACUACACAGGUCCACGAAACGCCCAUCCUCUCUUACCUGAACUGGUAUCAUCGGGACCGGGCUUCCUGGAAAUUCCAGAAGAACCGCGAAUCGAAUAUCUUCAAGCACCUCUACUCGUUGGAGCAUGUCCCCGCCGCCUACAACGUUGCCCUUCUGGUCUACUUGCAGGGACUGAAGGGCGAGGCAUCGAAGAUGCGUUUGAGCCAAGGUGCAGCGGAAGUCAUGUCUGUUGAUAAAGAGGUCGAGGCGGAUGAAGAAUAUCACCAGGCCGUGGAUGGAUUCAGGGAAUAUUUGACUGCGGGCAGCGAGGAUAUCGGUGCUUCCGAUUCUGCGGAACAAUUUGAGGGCGAGACUCGCAAACGUCUUCAAAGGAGACAGCGUGCGGAGCUGGUUUUCUUCGCCGUCACAGCCAAGCUGUACAUUGGCCAGAAGCCCAUGCCGCCGCAAAAGCAAGAGCCCCCACAACCGAAGAAACGCAAGAACAGAACUGUCGUUGUCGACAUUUCGAGCAGCAGUGAGAGUGACAGCGAUAACGAAAAGUCCUCAUCCAAGAAGAAGGCAGCUAGCAAGGCUAAGAAGGCGGAUAACAACGACGAUUCUACAAGCAGCAGUGGAUCCAGCAGUGAUAGUGACAGCGACAAAGCUCCCCCUCGCAAGAAGGCAGCAAAGGCCAAGCCUGCGCCCCCAACACCUGAGCCCAAAAAGCCCGAGCCACCCGCUCCAAGCAAGAACAAGAAGAAGCAGAAGCGGAAGAUGAGAACUGCUCUGAUUGAGAUCUCGAGCAGCGAGAGUGAUAGCGAUUGA
This is a messenger RNA of Penicillium manginii, 1236 nucleotides long. Its product is annotated as WKF domain-containing protein. Bases 1 to 1236 code for a protein of 411 amino acids. NCBI's taxonomy places the organism in Eukaryota, Fungi, Ascomycota, Eurotiomycetes, Eurotiales, Aspergillaceae. The record is from RefSeq and is a predicted model, not a curated record. The transcript has a single exon.